GAAAUACAAACAUUUGUAUUAAUUUCUUGGGUAUGGCCUCCAAAUCCCAAGGCCCGACCAUCCUUUUACUUUCCCUCAUUUUCCUAUUCCUUGCCCUUGCUAAUUCUCAAUACGUACCCACCCCAACUCCGUGUACAUGUAUCGAAACUGGCCUACCCCCAUUCUCACCACCUAGCAACACGGGUGGAGGAGACCAACCCCCUAUCCCACCUCCAGGAAGUGGCCAACCCCCUAUUUCUCCUGGUAGUAGUGGAACCCCACCUAUCACACCACCUAGUAAUGAUGGCAUCAUCCAACCCCCUGUCUCACCUCCGGAUAAUGGCCAACCCCCUGUUUCACCUCCAAAUAAUGGUCAACCUCCUGUCUCACCUCCAAGUAAUGAUCAACCCCCUAUCUCUCCUCCAAGUAAUGUCCAACCCCCAUUCUCUCCUCCACAAAAUUCUCAACCCCCUUUAUCGCCUCCAGGUAAUGGUCAACCCCCUAUCUCUCCUGAUAGUGCCCAACCACCUAUCUUACCACCUAGCACUGGCAGUAAUGGUGAACCCCCUAUCUCUCCCGGUAGUAGUGGACAACCAUCUAGCGAUGAUGGCGACACCCAACCCCCUUCACCUCAGGGCAGUGGCCAACCACCCGUCUCACCUACAGUUAGUGGUCAACCCCCUAUAUCACCACCAAGUGUCAGUGGCCAACCCCCUAUUUCUCCUGGUAGUAGUGGAACCCCGCCUAUCACACCACCUAGUAAUGAUAAUAGCACCCGACCCCCUGUCUCACCUGAAAGCAAUAGUCAACCAUCUAUCUCUCCUCCAAGUAAUGACCAACCCCCUGUCUCACCUCCGGAUAAUGGCCAACCCCCUGUUUUACCUCCAAAUAAUGGUCAACCUCCUGUCUCACCUCCAAGUAAUGAUCAACCCCCUAUCUCUCCUCCAAGUAAUGUCCAACCUCCACUCUCUACUCCACCAAAUGCUCAACCCCCUUUAUCACCUCCAAGUAAUGGUCAACCUCCUAUCUCUCCUGAUAGUGCCCAACCACCUAUCUCACCACCGCCCCCUAUCUCUCCCGGUAGUAGUGGACAACCAUCUAGCGAUGAUGGCGACACCCAACCCCCUUCACCUCAGGGCAGUGGCCAACCACCCGUCUCACCUACAGUUAGUGGUCAACCCCCUAUAUCACCACCAAGUGGCAGUGACCAACCCCCUAUUUCUCCUGGUAGUAGUGGAACCCCGCCUAUCACACCACCUAGUAAUGAUAAUAGCACCCGACCCCCUGUCUCACCUGAAAGCAAUAGUCAACCAUCUAUCUCUCCUCCAAGUAAUGACCAACCCCCUGUCUCACCUCCGGAUAAUGGCCAACCCCCUGUUUCACCUCCAAAUAAUGGUCAACCUCCUGUCUCACCUCCAAGUAAUGAUCAACCCCCUAUCUCUCCUCCAAGUAAUGUCCAACCUCCACUCUCUACUCCACCAAAUGCUCAACCCCCUUUAUCACCUCCAAGUAAUGGUCAACCUCCUAUCUCUCCUGAUAGUGCCCAACCACCUAUCUCACCACCACCCCCUAUCUCUCCCGGUAGUAGUGGACAACCAUCUAGCGAUGAUGGCGACACCCAACCCCCUUCACCUCAUGGCAGUGGCCAACCACCCGUCUCACCUACAGUUAGUGGUCAACCCCCUAUAUCACCACCAAGUGGCAGUGGCCAACCCCCUAUUUCUCCUGGUAGUAGUGGAACCCCGCCUAUCACACCACCUAGUAAUGAUAACAGCACCCGACCCCCUGUCUCACCUGAAAGCAAUAGUCAACCAUCUAUCUCUCCUCCAAGUAAUGACCAACCCCCUGUCUCACCCCCGGAUAAUGGCCAACCCCCUGUUUCACCUCCAAAUAAUGAUCAACCUCCUGUCUCACCUCCAAGUAAUGAUCAACCCCCUAUCUCUCCUCCAAGUAAUGUCCAACCUCCAUUCUCUACUCCACAAAAUGCUCAACCCCCUUUAUCGCCUCCAAGUAAUGGUCAACCCCCUAUCUCUCCUGAUAGUGCCCAACCCCCUAUCUCACCUACGGGUAGUGGCCAACCCGCUUUCUCACCUCAAAGUAAUGUUAGCGGUGGUGGCCAACCCUCUAUCGCACCUCCAGGUAAUGGUAAACCCCCUGUCUCACCUCCAGGUAGUAGUCAACCACCUAUCUCACCUUUGGGUAGUGGCCAACCUCCAAUCUCUCCACCGGGUAGUAGCCAACCUCCAUUCUCUCCUCCACAUAAUGCUCAACCCCCUUUAUCACCUCCGGGUAGUGGUCAACCCCCUGUCUCACCUCCAUCAUUUAGUAGUCAACCUCUUAUCUCACCUCCUAAUAAUGGUGGUCGAUCCCCUAUCUCCCCUCCUAAUGACAAUGAUGGUGUGGCCCAACCACCUAUCUCACCACCACCCCCUAUCUCUCCCGGUAGUAGUGGACAACCAUCUAGCGAUGAUGGCGACACCCAACCCCUUCACCUCAUGGCAGUGGCCAACCACCCGUCUCACCUACAUAAUGAUCAACCCCCUAUCUCUCCUCCAAGUAAUGUCCAACCUCCAUUCUCUACUCCACAAAAUGCUCAACCCCCUUUAUCGCCUCCAAGUAAUGGUCAACCCCCUAUCUCUCCUGAUAGUGCCCAACCCCCUAUCUCACCUACGGGUAGUGGCCAACCCGCUUUCUCACCUCAAAGUAAUGUUAGCGGUGGUGGCCAACCCUCUAUCGCACCUCCAGGUAAUGGUAAACCCCCUGUCUCACCUCCAGGUAGUAGUCAACCACCUAUCUCACCUUUGGGUAGUGGCCAACCUCCAAUCUCUCCACCGGGUAGUAGCCAACCUCCAUUCUCUCCUCCACAUAAUGCUCAACCCCCUUUAUCACCUCCGGGUAGUGGUCAACCCCCUGUCUCACCUCCAUCAUUUAGUAGUCAACCCUCUAUCUCACCUCCUAAUAAUGGUGGUCGAUCCCCUAUCUCCCCUCCUAAUGACAAUGAUGGUGGUACUUUGCAACCCCCUAUCUCACCUCCAGGAAAUCGCCAACCUCCUACCUCACCUCCGAGUAAUGGUCAACCCCCUGUUUCACCUUAUUCCAGUAUUGGUGAACCCCCUAUCUCACCUCCUUCCAACGGUGUCAAUGUCACCCAACCCCCUAUCUCACCUCCUUCCAAUGGUGUCAAUGUCACCCAACCCCCUAUCCCACCUCCUAAUAACAGCGGCAGAACAUGCCCAAUAGACAAAAAUGACUUGGGUGUAUGUGCUAUUACACUCAAGGAUAUCGGUUCAAUCUUUCAGGCUGAUCACCAUAUUCCCAUACAGCCUUGCUGCAAAUGUCUUAAAGAGCUGUCUAAUUUCGAAGCUGCUACCUGUCUUUGCACAGCAUCUAAUCUCCUUGCUAAACUUAUCAACAAUCCGAACCUUGCUAUAAAUACUCUUCUCAAGCUGUGCCAAAUGAGGGCUCCAAAGGGUUUCAACUGCAUACCACGUCGCAUGCUUUAG
Ipomoea triloba (trilobed morning glory) is the source of this 3482-nucleotide messenger RNA. Its product is annotated as basic proline-rich protein-like. Bases 33 to 3482 code for a protein of 1149 amino acids. The transcript is spliced from 5 exons. The record is from RefSeq and is a predicted model, not a curated record. NCBI's taxonomy places the organism in Eukaryota, Viridiplantae, Streptophyta, Magnoliopsida, Solanales, Convolvulaceae.